This is a messenger RNA of Vicia faba (fava bean), 1638 nucleotides long. The record is from the annotation of a GenBank genome assembly. NCBI's taxonomy places the organism in Eukaryota, Viridiplantae, Streptophyta, Magnoliopsida, Fabales, Fabaceae.
AUGAAUAAUAAUAAUAAUCAAGCGAAUAAUUUUGCCGCAUCGGCUUCAUCAUCGUUGUUUGGUCGUUCUGCAACAACACCACUGUCACAUCAGCAGCAGUACCCUAGCCUCAUGAACCAUCAGCAGCAAUGGGCACAUCUUCUGUCUAGAUCACACCCUCAAGCCCAAUUUCAUGGUAAUUUUCAGUUUGCGGAAUCCCAAUCCCAAUCGCAAUCUCAAGCCGCGCUGCAGGCUCAUUAUGCGCAAAUGCAAGCUCAGGCUGCAUAUGCUUCUUUACAACAAUCAUCGCAAGUUCAACCUGUUACUCCGUUGCGUAAUGCUGGUAAUACUAAUGUUGCAUCGACUCCGGUUACUGGGAGCUCGAAGCGAGGUGUGUCUCAAAGGAAUUCUUUGCGGACUCCAGGUUCGUCUGGCGUGAACCAAAAUGUGUCGGAUAAGACUGAAGAUUUGACUCCUGCUUUUCGGCGGAGGAAGAGGGAGUUACCGGAGAAGCAGACGUUGGAGAAAGUGGCUGCGAUUCUGCCCGAGUCUGCUCUUUAUACUCAAUUGCUUGAUUUUGAAGCUCAGAUUGAUGCUGCAUUGGCUAAGAAAAAGGUUGAUAUGCAGGAGGCUAUUAGAUGCCCUACCCAUGUUCGGAAAACUCUUAGAAUGUAUGUCUUUAAUACAUUCUCGAAUCGCUCAAAACCUGCCUCGGAGGAUACAAUUGCUGAGGAAUCUUCUUGGUCUCUGAAGAUAAUUGGAAGAGUAUUUGAAGAUGGUAAUGUUCCUGUGUCGCAGAGAUUGAGUCCUUCUGACACAAAAUUCUCUGAUUUCUUCAAGAAAGUUACCAUUUGCUUGGAUCAGAACCUCUAUCCUGAAAACCACAUCAUUGUGUGGGACAGUGCUCAUUCGCCGAAACAACAGGAUGGUUUUGAGGUGAAGAGGAAAGGAGACAAAGAAUUCACUGCAGUGAUCAAAAUCGAUUUGAAAUAUUCGCCCGAGAAAUUCAUGGUCUCGGCACCAUUGUCUAAACUUCUAGGGAUUGAGGUCGAGAGUCGCCCGAGAAUAAUAGCUGCUCUUUGGCAUUAUGUGAAGUCCAGAAGGCUACAAUGUCCGGACGAACCUUCGUUCUUCAUCUGUGAUCCAUCCCUCCAAAGGAUUUUCGGGGAGGAGAAGAUGGGAUUCUCCAUGGCUGCACAGAAGUUGUUAGACCAUAUGUCUCAACCAAAGCCUAUAUAUUUGGAGCAUAACAUCAAGCUGUCUGGAGAUUGUCCUGCUGGAACUGCAUGUUACGACGUACAGGUUGACGUGCCUAUACCACUGCAGAAAGAAAUGUCUGCAUUUUUGGCUAGCAACAGUGUUGAGAGUCACAAAGAGAUUGAAGCUUCUGAUGAGAUUAUUUCCAGUAACCUAAAAAAAAUCCAAGAGCAUCGUAGAAGACGUGCUUUCUUUCUUAGCUUUAGUCAGUCUCCAUCAGAGUUUAUCAAUACUAUGAUUGCUUCUAAGAGCAAAGAUCCAAAACUUGCUGCUGGAGAUGCUGGCUCUAAUUCCAACAAGGAACAGCAUUCUGAAUUUUAUAAUCAACCAUGGGCUGAAGAUGCUGUCAUUCGGUACUUGAACCGCAAAGCUGCUGGAAGAGAUGUUCCGGAGGGUAGCUAA